Pelobates fuscus (common spadefoot toad) is the source of this 1138-nucleotide messenger RNA. RefSeq names its product helix-loop-helix protein 13-like. Gene Ontology annotation, molecular function: protein dimerization activity; DNA-binding transcription factor activity, RNA polymerase II-specific; RNA polymerase II transcription regulatory region sequence-specific DNA binding. NCBI's taxonomy places the organism in Eukaryota, Metazoa, Chordata, Amphibia, Anura, Pelobatidae. The record is from RefSeq and is a predicted model, not a curated record. Gene Ontology annotation, biological process: developmental process; regulation of transcription by RNA polymerase II. The transcript is spliced from 2 exons. The coding region runs from base 310 to 855 and encodes 181 amino acids.
CCUCCCUCCUUCUGCUACCCAAAAAACACUCAAUUUUAAUCUCUUACACCCCCUGCCCAUAUCAUGAGCACCCUGUGUAUUCUUUGACAGAGAAAGUCCAUAGAAAAGCAAUGAGUUUUCAUUGAGGAACCAAAGCAUCGUUUAAUCUUUAGUUAGCUUAGAAGGAAAAAAACAAAGACCGUAAGGGACAGAGAGAGAAUUGGGAGAGAAUGUAAAGGGUAUUUAAACCCAACAGGCAGCAGAUACUCUCAGAUUGUUCUUAUCAGUGUUAGAUUAAAUAACCUGUGUAAACAGGUAACUUCAGAUAUCAUGGAGGAGAUUGUAUGGGAUACACAAGAGUUAGAUGAAAGUCAAUUGUGGAGUCAAAUAGACCACACAUUUGAGUCUCAGUCAAUGCUGGACCACUGCCUACUGGACUUAAUAGCCUCAGCAGGACCCUUGCCCCCUCAACCUCUACUGCCCCAACUGAGCCCUGACAUUUCAUUUCCCAUGGCAAACCUUGACAUAGAAGGGGACAUCUCAACUGAAGGAUGUAGUUGUCCAAGCGUCCCAGGCAAAGUGCACAGACAGGCAGCAAACGUCCGGGAGAGGAGGCGAAUGCUGAGCAUUAAUUCUGCUUUUGAGGAGCUCAGAAGCAGAGUCCCCACAUUUCCCUAUGAAAAGCGCCUUUCCAAGAUAGACACACUUCGUCUGGCUAUUGCCUACAUAGCAUUGUUAAGCGACAUCCUGACCUCAGGAAUUGAUCCUAAAUCUUAUGUCAAUGAAUUUGUGAGGAACGGAUCCAGUGGCGCAUACAGUGCUAUCUGGAACACAAGUGAUCUCACCGCCCGGCUUUCCUGGAUUAAGUGGGACUGACGCACUGUUGUGUGAACCAGCUGGCAGAUUCCCACUAUUGACCUGGGCAUGGGAUUCCCUUUGGCUGACAUUCCCAGGAACAACACCACUAUGAGAACUGGAAGGAAGCAAGCAGAAAAUGUUAUUCAGAAAAUUCUUACAACAAACAAACUAUUCCAGAUUCAUUCCCCAUGGACAGGUAGACAUGUCAUGAAAUCCCGCAAUGUCCCUCGAACAAUGACCCUUAAAUAUAAUCUUUCUUUCAUGCUUCAUAUUUGACAUCUUUACUUGAUAUUUAUUCUAC